Molecule: messenger RNA, 594 nt
Organism: Colletotrichum orchidophilum
Lineage: Eukaryota; Fungi; Ascomycota; Sordariomycetes; Glomerellales; Glomerellaceae
Exons: 3
Coding region: 1-594 (197 amino acids)
Source: RefSeq, a predicted model, not a curated record
AUGCAGGAGGAGGAGAAAAAGAAGAAGAAGAAGACCGAGGCGAGCGAAGGGUGUGAAGAUGCGGAUGGAGAUGCAGAUGCAGCAAUUGCGGCAGAGAACAUUCGCAUGGACAGGAGCAGAGAUAAAGAUAGCGUCCGCCGGAAGCCGAGCGGAGGGCCUGGAUCGGACCGGGACUCAUGCGCGUGGGUGAUGCUGCCGAGACUGGCUGAACUUGCCCGUUCGAUCCCACUACCAACGAGGAAUCCUUUUCCCAACAAGGACCCAAAUUUACCCCUCCGAGGUUGCUGGACCAAGGAGGAGGGCGACGACGACGACGACAAUAGGGGCAGGUCGAGCCGAGGGCUGGCUCGGAGAAUGAGACGCCUUGCAGCCGAGAGUGCUGGGCGAAGGAUCCGCUUGGCCAUGGCGGCGAUCGCAAGAAAAGGAGAAGUAGGGCGAGGUCAAGGUACCGACGGGCUGAGUGACACUCACACCAGCGGCGUCAGUAGGGAGGGGGAAAGCGACAGCGGAGAUGACGGCAUGGUCGGGUGGAUUUGGGCGCCGGGCACCUUUGCAGAAUUUAUCGCCGGGGCAGAAGCGGACUGGCUGGGCUAG